Molecule: messenger RNA, 3144 nt
Organism: Lecanosticta acicola
Lineage: Eukaryota; Fungi; Ascomycota; Dothideomycetes; Mycosphaerellales; Mycosphaerellaceae
Source: the annotation of a GenBank genome assembly
AUGGAGCAGGCUUCGGUGCCCAGAUUCGGUAGCUUCAAGCCACGGUCUAGUUUGAAUUCGACGACAUCCAAGGAUAAACCGUCACCCGAGAGCAACAAAUGUCGGGACCUUGACGGGAAACACCGAUCUCGACAUCAAGACAAGAGGCGUAAGAAUCGCUCCACGGACAGGACUCGCCACCGCAAUAACAGCCGCGACAGGAGCCAAGUGAUCGAGUCUGCGAUUGCACCUGAUGAAUUCGAGGAGUCGGAUCUGUUUAUUAUCGACCGCCGCGGAGAUGCCAAAAAUGUCGAAUUUGGCAGUCUUCAUCGCUACAGUAUCCCAGGAUAUCGUCGAGCUGGAUAUGGUAAUAUCAUAGGCGUGGAAACUUCUACCAAAAUCGACCGCGAGCGGAGCAAUGACAAGGAACUUACUAUCACAAAGCAAGCCGCUCCGAGGGAGAAGCGACACACGCGUUUGCUUUCGUCGAAGUAUGGACGAGCUUCCGAACAUCGACUCCGCCUCGUAAUGCCAGGCUCACAACAACUUGCAGAUCAUGAUGCUGAGAGCGAUUACAUUGAAGUGCGGCCUACGAGAAAGCGUAAACGUGACUCUAAUUCUCCCGAAGUGAGCGAUACUACUCCAGUAGACUACAGAUCGAUCGAAGGGAAAGCCAAAGUGCCUGAUCGGCCGGCGGAUGAUGAUCUGGCAUUUGCUUCAGACUCAAGCGAGGGCGAAGAAGAUCUCGACCUAAAGGCUCGUCAAGAGAAUUCUGUUCUUUCCAAAAGGGCCAUGGGGAACUCGGCGGAUCUGGACGCAUGGCUUGCUCUUGUGGAGCACCAAAAGAAGCUCGUCCGGCCAGGCGUCGAAAUCUCCUCCUUAUCAGUUUCAGAGCGACGAGCUGUAGCAGACAUGCGGCUUUCCGUGUUACACGAAGCUGCCAGUCACAUUACAAAAGGAAGAUUUGGCCGCGACCGUCUAUUACUCGCUCUUAUUGAUGAGGGUUCGCUCAUUUGGGAUCAUAAGAAGGUGCAUUCGAGCUGGAUAGAAGCUUUGACGGAAUGCAGCUCAAGCUCUUUGCUCUGGAAGAGGUAUCUGAACUACAUUCAAUGCAGCAACCUCUUAUUCUGUUUCGAGAAAUGCAGGGACGCGUACGUAGAAUGCCUUGCCAUACUCCGGGAAGCUCGAGACCAAGCUCCUCCCAGCGAACGAACAUCCAUCUGUAAGGUCCAGAUUUAUGUUUUGCUACGCUUGACAACAUUUAUUCGAGAGGCCGGCUACGACGAACUGGCUGUUGCAAUUUGGCAGGCGACAUUGGAAAUUCAAUUCUUCACGCCAAGCCGCUUACAGGCCGCAAGCAUCGAGGAAAUUCUCGCCGCAUUUGAGGACUUCUGGGAGAAUGAAACCCCUAGAAUCGGAGAGCACCAGGCUGAAGGCUGGUUUCGACAUGUUGAGAGUGGCGCCCGUCACAAGCGAUCUCCGGUCACGUAUGACGCGCCGUUCUUGAACCCAGCGCAACCUAUACCUGGCUUUCUCGAGCAGGAGUUGAAGCUACAUGGCUUCAUGAUACCGUCCACCAUGGACGAUGAAGGUGCCACCGUCGAUCCUUUUCGAUGCGUCAUGUUCUCAGACCUCAAAGAAAUUCUGGGCGCCUUGUGCAUGGAUCUCCCGAAACGCGGGUUACUUGACGCCUUUUUGACAUUUGCUGGCCUGCCACCGGUUACCAAUGAUGUAAACAAUGCUGACAGCAUCCUCGGAGAGCAGCUACAAGCCCCCACAGUCUGCUCCGUCGGAGAAGCAUUGGGUCGAAAGCGCUUGCGCGCAGACACGAUGCAAGUAGCAUCACGUGUUGAGACAAUUGACACUCUCUUCCACGACGGUCUCGGCACUUUUCGCGAAGGUUCGGACAAUGAGAUUGGGCACGAGAUCUGUCGACUUGUGGACCGGUUGCUAGAAAGAUUUGUCUCCGCGCAGCCGAGUGAUGAUGCUCUCGCGGAGUAUUUUCUUGCUUUCAAGCAGGAGAUCUUCCCUGAGGAAGCUUCAAAGUCUGCCAAACGACUUUUGAAAGCGCGUUCCUCUAGUCUACGGCUCUAUAAUGCAUACGCUCUCAUCGAAUACCCCAAAUCUCAUUCUAAAGCGCAAGACGUCUGGUCGACUGCCUUGAGCAUGCGGCAUCGGCUCGACUCUAACGCGGAAGCAGACGUCAUCUUCUUGUGGCAUAGUCGCCUACUCUCAUCAAUUAGAGAGCGGGACUUGCAUUCCGCGCGCAAAAAUGUUCUAGCGAUAGAGAUCACAUCUCUAUCAGAUGCAAGAAUUCUCAUAGAGGGCACGGCCAGCUACGAGGCUGGCGGUCGUCUCUUGAGAGUAAGACGACAGCUGGAAGAAGGAUUCGACCGCAUGCUGUUGGCACAGAGGUCCUCGCAUGCAUCCAUGUAUGCCGACUGUCUAGCCUGGUUAUCGUAUUUCAGCAUAUCGAAUGACAACGGAGAUCUUUACGCUGCUCUCAAGACAUAUACCAAGCACGUUAGUCGCAUGGCGAAAGACGGCCAGACCACAGCUCUCGAACUGCUGCUGCAGAGCAAGGCAAGUAUGAUCAAGACACACAUCGACCAAAAGCGGCCGUUCAAACCUGCGGCUCUGAAGCAGGAAUUAGAGAGCGACUUGAAGUCAUUCCCAAGCAACAGCAUUCUUCUCGACCUUUACGCACAGCUUGCAUCUCAGGAUCGACUCCGUACCCUUGUGCAAGAACAACAAGCGCUUGACUAUUCGAAUAUGGACGUCGUGCAAUGGUCACAUCGAAUAUGCCACGAAUUGCGGCGCCUGGGCACCUCUGCGUCCGGCUCGACUCCAAAUACGGUCCGUUGCCUCUUCACGAAAGCUCUUCUUGGUACAGACAGCAAGGUUAAGCACUCUCCUUUCCUCUGGCUUGCAUGGCUACGCGUAGAGCACCAGAGUAAGGAACCGAAUGCUUCGCGUCGGACGAAACAAGUCUUCCUCGAUGGCUUGCGGCAUUUGCCAUGGCACAAGGCUUGGGCAGUCGUGGGCAUGAAUCUUCUUUCGGAAGACGGUGGGUUGUCAGAAGGGGAGAUUAAGCAGGUCUACGAGACGAUGGUAGAAAGGGGUUUGAGAAUGCGUGUGGACAUCGAGGAGUUCAUUCACCAUUAA